AUGAUUGUGUCUCAAAUGGCGUCCAGUAGCUCAUCUACAACUGCGACCCCGUCGGGAUCGCCUAUCAGUGAUGAACACACUCUCAAUGGGCACACGUGGGAUCUCCCUCUGCGACCGGCACCGCCACCUCCGCAGUAUCGCCAACUCGAGCUGAAUCGGCGCCAAAUCCGGACACUCCAUCUGCUUCCGGGAGACAGCCAAGACCCUAUCCGCUGCACGUUGGAAACCGCAUUUCUUGCAGAUGACCCGUCCUACCAGACUCUGUCAUAUGCGUGGGGCGACCCUCUCGAUUGUCGGUCCAUCACUGUAGCUGGGAGGACAACCCCCGUUACUGUCAACCUCUUCAAUGCCCUCCGGAGGCUAUGGCUACCUGAUGAUGAGCAACGCCUUUGGGUCGAUGCCCUGUGCAUCAAUCAGGCUGACGACGUCGAGAAAUCACACCAGGUCAACCUGAUGAGGGACAUCUACUCUCGUACAACACAAACUGUUCUCUGGUUGGGCGACUUUGCCGAGGACUCUGAUUCUUCCCAAUUGGCGUCCAAAAAGCCAAGAACCAACGAGAACUUCAUUCCCGAGCAAACAGUCAUGGGGGCUUUCACAUUUCUCGAAGUCUUGGCUGCCGAUCACCACUACGACAUCAAGUAUGAAGAGCCGGGCCAGGACCUCAUAGGGCAAGGAGUCGCCGCAAUACUGUCCCUCAUCAAGCUGUCUUGGUGGCAUCGUGUGUGGACGGUUCAGGAGGCGGUCCUACCACCCAAAGCCACGUUGAUGUGUGGCACCCUGGAGCCUCCGUUCUCUAUGCUUGCGCAGGUAUGA
This is a messenger RNA of Fusarium falciforme, 816 nucleotides long. Its product is annotated as HET domain-containing protein. The record is from RefSeq and is a predicted model, not a curated record. The coding region runs from base 1 to 816 and encodes 271 amino acids. Lineage: Eukaryota; Fungi; Ascomycota; Sordariomycetes; Hypocreales; Nectriaceae. The transcript has a single exon.